CAAGACGCGACGCGCGAGAUGCUGAUGCCGAGCGACGCAGCGGCAGCGCCGGCGCUGGGCAACUUUUAUUUCGGUCCCGUUGGACUGCGCCCGGUCUUUGAACCCGCUUACUUGGCCGAGGCUUCUUCUCAGCUGAAAUCAAGAUCGAAGCCCAACUCGAAAUUGGAUCUGACGCUGGACGUGAAGCCAAGAUCGAGGCACGUACCCGUCAAAGGCAAGAACGUCGAAGUGAUCGAUGUCGAUAGUAAUAGUAACGAUCACAGGCUUGUCCAGGACGAUUCAAAGCUUCGCGAUGACGACGACGACGACGCUGAUUCGGAAUCCGAGCCCACGACCGCAGAGCCGAAAAAGGACGGGAAAAAGCACCACGCGGACAAGAAGAACAAGAAGCCCAACAGAUUGGACUCUGCGCUCGAGCACCUGUGCCCGAAAUUGCGAGUCUCGAUAGUCCUAGCGAUACUCGGCACGAUAGUGCUGGUGGCCUGCUGCUGCGCCUUGUUUUUGCGCAACCGCAUCGUCAAGUGUUUGAAGAAAUGUUGCCCGAGGCGCAAAAAGAAGGACUCGAACAAAGACCUGUUCGACGUCGAGGAUGGCGGUUACCCGUAUCAAUCGUCGCGCAAGUCGUCCUUCAAAAAGUCGAGCAAGAAGAAAAAGGGGAAUCCCCGGAUGAUCGACACGGGCACGCAGGACAGCCGCACGUCCGUGGCGAAGCCGCAAGAGGAAGCGGCCGAAACUGUCGGUUGUUCACCUUGCUGCCGGAAGAAAAAGAAGAAGAAGAGCGACAAGAAACGCCGGAAAUAGAUUAUUUUCUUUCUAUAGCUCUAUACACAGACAGCUCUUUCGAAUAAACGACUUUGCACAUUCAA
Nasonia vitripennis (jewel wasp) is the source of this 866-nucleotide messenger RNA. RefSeq lists its product as uncharacterized. The transcript is spliced from 4 exons. The coding region runs from base 19 to 801 and encodes 260 amino acids. The record is from RefSeq and is a predicted model, not a curated record. Lineage: Eukaryota; Metazoa; Arthropoda; Insecta; Hymenoptera; Pteromalidae.